UGAAGAUGGCAGUGCGCUACGAGUUGGCAAUCGGUCUUAACAAGGGCCACAAGACCUCCAAGAUCCGGAAUGUCAAGUACACCGGCGACAAGAAGGUCAAGGGUCUGCGUGGAUCUCGCUUGAAGAACAUCCAAACCCGUCACACCAAGUUCAUGCGCGAUCUGGUGCGUGAGGUGGUGGGCCAUGCUCCCUACGAGAAGCGCACCAUGGAGUUGCUGAAGGUGUCCAAGGAUAAGAGGGCCCUGAAGUUCCUCAAGCGCCGCCUGGGCACACACAUCCGUGCCAAGAGGAAGCGUGAGGAGCUGUCCAACAUCCUCACCCAGCUGAGGAAGGCCCAGACCCACGCCAAGUAAACGGAUGGAAUCUAAUUCGGAAUCGGAAAAAGCAUUUGGAACGCCGUGUUGUGUUUUCCAUUUUUUUCCGGUGUGAACAUAUACCCAAAAAUAUAUGUCGACGUUACUUGAGAGCGAGUCUAAGCAUCCCAGAAUUAAACAACAAAAAACCCUUUAAAAAUCACAA
Messenger RNA from Drosophila suzukii, 519 nucleotides. RefSeq names its product ribosomal protein L36 (gene RpL36). NCBI's taxonomy places the organism in Eukaryota, Metazoa, Arthropoda, Insecta, Diptera, Drosophilidae. Gene Ontology annotation, cellular component: ribosome; cytosolic large ribosomal subunit. Gene Ontology annotation, molecular function: structural constituent of ribosome. Gene Ontology annotation, biological process: cytoplasmic translation. The record is from RefSeq and is a predicted model, not a curated record.